AUGCCGCCGCAUGAGGUAUCUCAGGCUGAGAGAGGAGCCUGGCCAGGGAGGCCCUGGGAGUGCUACUGGGCCUCCUACACCAGGAACGGAGACACGGAUGGGGUGCCACGAUUGAGACCAUGGUGUUUCUCUUCUGGCUGGCAAGCGGGGCAUCAUACAGGGUGGUCUCCAGACUGUUUGCAAUGCCUCGAUCCACUGUCCACCGCAUCGUCCACAGAGUCACUGAGCCACAAGGUCAUCCACCUACCGAAGACCCAGUAUGAGUUACAACCGAUAUCCCGUGGGUUUGCAGGGCUGGCAAGACACAGAGCCUUUUUUAAAGCAGCUGGAGCAAUCGACGGCUGCCAUGUCCACGUCAAGCCACCGAGCGGCCCUGAUGGUCAGUGCUACAGGAACAGGAAACUGUUUCCAUCCAUCAUCCUGCAGGCUGUCUGUGACCAUCAGGGCCGCUUCAUUGACAUCUAUGUGGGCCGGCCUGGGUCGGUCCACGACUCCAGAGUGCUCCGCUACAGCCCACUGUACAGGAGUUCACUCUACCUUCCUCCAGGGCAUUUCAUCCUUGCAGACGGAGGGUACCCGUGCCUCCAACACCCACUCCCCCUCAUCACUCCCUACAAGAGGCCAAUACAAGGUGUGGGAGCCCAGCGCUUCAACAGCCAUCACUCCAGGGCACGCUCCAUUAUAGAGCGUGCUUUUGGGAUGAUGAAGACCAGGUUCCGGGCCAUCUUCCUGCAAGCGCUGGAGGUCAUAACAGCAUGUGCCAUCCUCCACAACAUCUGCCUUGGGGCUGGUGACAUUGUGGCCCCAGAGGAUGAGCCUGAGGAGGACGAGGCAGAGGAUGAGGGGGAGAACGGUUUGGAGACAGUUAGUGGUGCUCCCUGGCGUGACCAGCUGUCUGCAGAGGUGUCUGCCCUGGAGGAGGUGCCCCCUGACCACCAAUAUUUAUAACAGUGAAAUGGCAGCCAUCGAUUGAACCAGCCCUGCAGACCCACUGAUGGACGAUGCGGUGGACAGUGGAGAGAUGCAUCCACACCUGCAACACACUCUGGAGACCACCCCAGAUGAUGUCCUGCUGACCAGGGUCUUUAUUGUGGCAGCCCAUCCAGGUCCAGCAGCAUCACCAGGGUCUCCCUGCUCAGUGGAAUAAAUGUUGUAAAUAUGUUGUAAAUACUAUUAGUUAU
Messenger RNA from Micropterus dolomieu (smallmouth bass), 1181 nucleotides. RefSeq names its product putative nuclease HARBI1. Lineage: Eukaryota; Metazoa; Chordata; Actinopteri; Centrarchiformes; Centrarchidae. The record is from RefSeq and is a predicted model, not a curated record. The transcript has 5 exons. The coding region runs from base 1 to 948 and encodes 315 amino acids.